Messenger RNA from Erythranthe guttata (spotted monkey flower), 1303 nucleotides. Its product is annotated as putative BOI-related E3 ubiquitin-protein ligase 3. Lineage: Eukaryota; Viridiplantae; Streptophyta; Magnoliopsida; Lamiales; Phrymaceae. The record is from RefSeq and is a predicted model, not a curated record. Gene Ontology annotation, molecular function: ubiquitin-protein transferase activity.
UAUUUGUCACCCCUGAAUACAUAAUAAAUACACGAAAACACCCCACCUUUCUAAUUUUUGUGUUUCCCACAAAGCAAUUAUAUUUUUGCCCUACUACUCCAGACCAAGAAAACAACUAUUUCUAUACAUCAUACCUUUCGCCUAAUAAAUCUAUCUCCAAUAAAUCCUCUCUUUCUCUCUCUACCCCUCUCUCUCUCUCUCUCUCUCUCUCUCUCUCUCUCUAAAGUUAACAAGAACAAAUCAAACUUGUAGUUUUCAAUUCAACAGAAACCCACCACUUUAUUUGGUUCAUCUUUUUCGCUCAGUUUGUGUACGUUGUGUAAUUAAAGCAAGUUCGGAGAGAAAGUUCCUCUACAUAUUUAAUAUAUAUAUCAAUAAAUCAAUACAUACAUACUUUGUAUCUCAAAAUCUCAAUUCAUCAAUGGCGAUUCAAGCACAGAUGUAUACAAAUUUUGAUCUUUUAUCCGACAAUGCAUGUGGAUUCAACAACAACAACAACAACCUCUGUUUUAUUCCACAUCAGCAGAAAGAACAACAACAACAACAAGAACCGAUGAUGAACAGAUUUCUCUUUCAAACAAUGUCUUCUUUUCCUCAGAGCAUCUCCGCCCAGAUGGAGAAUCAACGAAUCGAAAUUGAUCUGUUCAUCAAUUCGCAGAACGAAAAACUGAGAUUGGUUUUGGAAGAACAGAGGAAGCGACACACAUCGCUGCUGUUAAAGAAACUAGAACCAAAGAUUCAAUUUUUAUUCAGACAAAAGGAUGAAGAAAUCAAAACGGCGUCGUACAGAACAACUGAGCUCGAGAACUUUCUGAGGAGAAUCGAGUUCGAGAACCAAACGUGGCAGAGAGCGGCGAUGGAGAACGAAUCGACGGUCAAAUCGUUGACCGGCACGAUCGAACGGCUGAGGGAGGCCGCGGCGAAUGCUGCGUCGGUUGAUGACGCAGGGUCUUGCUGCGUAGAAGAAGAGGAGAGAGAAAAUGGUGAGAAUUUAGAGAGAGAAACGAGGAAGAAGAUGGUUUGCAGAAGGUGCAAUUAUGGGAAUUCGUGUGUGAUUAUGUUGCCGUGUAGGCAUCUGUGUUCAUGCAUUGCUUGUGCGGCGGUUCUUGAUUCUUGCCCUGUUUGUAGAGUGGUUAAGGAAAGCAGUAUUAUUGCUUUGACUUAAUACAAAUUUUCCUUUUUUUUUGUUAAGUAAUUAAUUAUGCUUUUUUUAGGAUUAAUGGGAAAUAAUAUUCAUUAAUUUUAGUUUUGCUUAGUUAAAAAAAAUGCUUUUUUUAUUCAUGAAUUGGAUAAUUAUUAUAGA